AUGGCUGGGUUUAAGUUCGUCACACCUUUUCUGGCUGUGUUGUUGGUCUCGUCUGUCUGGACUGCGGAUCUAGAGAAUGAGAUGUCUGAAGAGGAGGCCUCUGAGGAUCUGCCUGUCUCUAUGCAGCUGCACAGGGCUAACUUUGGCCUGAUACAUGCUGCUGAUGAGCCCCCCCUGGUGGAUGAUAUUACCAUGGACUUUGUGACGGGCAGAUUCUCUGACCCCUGCACCUCUCGAGGCUGCAUGUGGCCAAAGUCCAAGAACGGAAAGGUCCAGGUGCCCUACUACAUCAGCAGCGACUUCUCUCCUCGUGAGAAGGCCAUCAUCCAGCGCGGCCUGGACUCUUUCGCCUCCUCCACCUGCAUCCGCUUCAAGCCCCGUUGGGAUGAAAGGGACUAUUUGGGCAUCUACUCCAAGAAUGGAUGCUACUCCUAUAUUGGCCGUCGUGGUGGUCAGCAGAUUGUCUCUCUGAGUCGUAAGGGCUGUCUGCACCAGGGCACCAUCCAGCACGAGCUGCUACACACUCUGGGCUUCAACCACGAGCAGACCCGCAGCGACCGUGACAGAUAUAUCCGAGUGAUCUGGGAGAACAUCAUCGAUAACAAGAGGCACAACUUCAACAAGAUGAAAACUCUUAACCAGAAUACCCCCUAUGACUACAACUCAGUUAUGCAGUACCACAGGUUCGCUUUCUCCAAGAACAAGAAGCCCACCAUGGUGCCCGUCCCCAACAACGACGUGGAGUUCGGCAAGGCCAGAGAGAUGAGCAAGAACGAUAUCAUCAAAGUGAACAGACUUUACAAAUGUCAUAAACGUAAAUAACGAUGAAAGAAUAUCCUGAAGAACCCUUGAAGGGAAAGUAUUUCCUUCUGUUGGGGAGCCACAUGAAGGUUGUGGUCUUUACUUCCACUCAGUCGCUCAUCUGUCAAUAAAAUCACAAACCAUGACAGUUA
Messenger RNA from Clupea harengus (Atlantic herring), 953 nucleotides. Its product is annotated as high choriolytic enzyme 1-like. Lineage: Eukaryota; Metazoa; Chordata; Actinopteri; Clupeiformes; Clupeidae. The record is from RefSeq and is a predicted model, not a curated record. Gene Ontology annotation, biological process: proteolysis. Gene Ontology annotation, molecular function: zinc ion binding; metalloendopeptidase activity.